GAGCGCGGCGGCGGGAGCGCGGCCGUGGAGGAGCGGAGCGGAGGGAGCCAGCGGCAGCCCCGGGCCCGGUGCGGCGGGAUGCGGCGGAGCGCGGCGGCGUGCUGGGCGCUGAUGCUGCUGGCCGCCGCUUUCUGCGACACGGUGGCCGGCAAAGGCGGGCGCGGUGGCGCCCGGGGGGCCGCCCGUGGCGGGGCCCGGGGGGCCGCCCGAGGCCGGGUGAAGGCAUCGGUGCCCCGUUACGGCUCGGCCGGGGCGGCCCUACGGGUGGCGGGGGCGGCGGCGGCGGGAGCGGCGGCCGGCGUGGCGGCGGGAGCCGCCCUGCGCCGGGCCCGGCUGGCCGGCGAGCUGGAAGCGGACGACGGCGUCGAGUACCACGAUGGCAACCGGACGGCCGCCGCCAGCGCCUGGACCUCCACCGCACCGGGCCGGGACCCGCCGGGCUGGGCCGUGUCUUGGCUCUGCCCGCUGGCCGCCGUCCUCCACCGCUGAUGGUUUCGGAGGAACCCGACCGUGCCCGGUGCAGCUACCGAUGCCGCGAGGACCGGCCGCCCCCCCCCGCCCCGGGGGCUGAGCCCACCACCCCUGGGCUAGCAGCGGCUCCCAGGGCUGCGCCCACCCGGCGCCCGGCCUCACCCCGUUACCGGCCACCAGCGGGGCAGGACCCCGCGGGAAGCCCCUCCAUCACCUUCCCCUCCCGUGCACCCCGUGCCAAACCCCGCCGGCUCGGGCCCCCCCGCCCCGUUCGCGCCGUUCCUCUGUACGUGGGUCUCUCGCAGCGUUUGGAGGGCGAGGAGGCGGCAAUAAAGCUGGGCGGA
This is a messenger RNA of Gymnogyps californianus (California condor), 815 nucleotides long. RefSeq names its product shadow of prion protein (gene SPRN). The transcript is spliced from 2 exons. Gene Ontology annotation, biological process: protein import into nucleus. The record is from RefSeq and is a predicted model, not a curated record. The coding region runs from base 79 to 489 and encodes 136 amino acids. Gene Ontology annotation, cellular component: membrane; nucleus. Lineage: Eukaryota; Metazoa; Chordata; Aves; Accipitriformes; Cathartidae. Gene Ontology annotation, molecular function: nucleic acid binding.